AUGACAUCACGUAAAAACAAAAUAAAUAAGGGGUACCUGAUCCUGGAACACGUGUCUGGAGGAGAACUUUUCGAUUACCUAGUGAAAAAGGGCAGGUUGACGCCGAAAGAAGCUCGUAGGUUUUUUCGCCAAAUCAUAUCAGCUUUGGACUUUUGCCACAGUCAUUCCAUCUGUCAUCGGGAUUUGAAACCAGAAAACCUCCUCCUUGACGAGAAGAAUAAUAUUCGGAUAGCAGAUUUCGGAAUGGCUUCUCUUCAGAUGGAUGGAUCCAUGUUAGAAACAUCGUGUGGCUCGCCUCACUACGCAUGCCCAGAAGUCAUACGGGGAGAGAAGUAUGAUGGAAGACGUGCUGAUGUAUGGAGCUGCGGUGUAAUACUAUACGCUUUGUUAGUAGGUGCUCUUCCUUUCGACGACGAUAACCUGCGGCAGUUACUGGAGAAAGUGAAGAGAGGAGUUUUCCACAUUCCACAUUUUGUUCCUCCAGAGUGCCAGGACCUCCUUAGGGGAAUGAUCGAAGUCUGUCCAGAAAAAAGAAUGACG
Messenger RNA from Stegodyphus dumicola, 540 nucleotides. RefSeq names its product serine/threonine-protein kinase BRSK2-like. The record is from RefSeq and is a predicted model, not a curated record. Gene Ontology annotation, molecular function: ATP binding; protein serine/threonine kinase activity. NCBI's taxonomy places the organism in Eukaryota, Metazoa, Arthropoda, Arachnida, Araneae, Eresidae. Gene Ontology annotation, biological process: intracellular signal transduction; protein phosphorylation. Gene Ontology annotation, cellular component: cytoplasm.